This is a messenger RNA of Trypanosoma brucei brucei TREU927, 1548 nucleotides long. RefSeq lists its product as hypothetical. Lineage: Eukaryota; Euglenozoa; Kinetoplastea; Trypanosomatida; Trypanosomatidae. The transcript has a single exon. The record is from RefSeq and is a predicted model, not a curated record. The coding region runs from base 1 to 1548 and encodes 515 amino acids.
AUGUCUUUUCGUCACUUCAGCCGCCGUAGCCGCGUGAAGUGGACACGUGCGAGGCGCCGUGUGCUAAUUUUCCUUGUUCUUAUUUUGAUGGUGCCUGUGUGUGUAUGUUGUGGCUUACUAUAUAAAACCCUUGGCUCAUCCAGCCGUGUAGGCGAGGCACCCACUCCAAUUUCCAAAAAAACUGCAGAAGAUUCACAAGUGGCUGCAGUGGAUUACAUUCUCCCACAAGAGUACGUUGAGGCGCUACGAACGUUUGCGAACAAUUUACUCCUGAAGGAAAUUGAAGGAGACCCUUGGCAACCAUCGGGUAAGUUCACAGACAUCAUUGCCAAGCCAGGGCUGGGUGUGCCUUUGCCGUACAAUCUUGCAACUGUCAAUUCAUCAAAACGAGGCGAAUGGGAGGCGUGCGAUAGACGCAACGCAGAGUUUACGGUGGAACGUGAUGAACUUUGCAAGGCGUACCUUAGCAAUCUGAACAACAUGCGCUACAUUAAGGCCAUGUCGUCAAAGCUGUUGUACGGGCGCACGAUAAAGUUUAGGAUUACAUAUGCCCAUAAUGGAAUCAAAGCGCUAGUGAAGGUUUCUCAGGGUAGGUUUUACUUCGAGGCCAGUAGUGAGGUAGCUGCUUUUAGUGUUGAUCGCGCCCUGAACUUGUCACGAGUUCCCACAACAGUGUUAGUUGCUCUUCCCGUGGAGCAUAUGCAAGCCGCUGCCGCAACUUCCCCUCUCCUCUCGCAGUGGGCGUCGAACACUAUUUUUGAAGAUAAGAACAUCAAAGAGGACUUUGUGUCUUGCACAAAUUCUUCACGACACCCACCGUUUCGUGCUUCACUUUGCGCCUACGUUUCUGUUCAACUAUGGAUGCAUGAUGUCCAUCCAGCAUUGGAAACUUUUUUGGAGCUGCCGUAUAAGUAUGACAAUGCCUUUGCCAAGAAGUAUUUCAUUCCAGGAAGUUCAUUUUGGCCUCCAAAGAGCGCGAGGUUGCGGGCUAUCGGUGAGCUUAAUGACCGUUUUAUUUUCGACUUCAUCAUUGGUAAUAGUGAUCGCGGUAUGAAUGACCACAACAACUUUGUGUACGGUGGCUGCGGUCGUGAAACCGUUUGUGACCGACCAAUGAAGGACAAACGCAUCAAGGGACUCGCCAAGUACGCUUUUCUUGAUCACGGUAGCGGUUUUUAUUCACGUGCUGAUCCCAGUAAUAAUCCCUUCUCUGGGAAUGUAGCGAAUAUUUCCAUUUGCCGCUUCAGGCGUGGAACAUAUGAUGCACUGAAGGCGUAUGAUGAACCGGAUUCAUUAUAUCGUACCCUUCCGCUGGUAGCGCAUGUGCGGAAGGUGUUACACCCUUUUGUCUUUAACAUGUUAGGCCUCACAAUUUUUUUUACAAUGCAAUCGCGGCUAGAGAAGGUUUUGCGUGUUGUGGAGCAAUGUCUGAAGAAAUAUUCACCAGAGGAGGUGUUUAGCCUGCCAGCUUAUUGGGAGAUUAAUAUCCCUGAGGAAUGGGAGGGAUUAGAUGAACUGCCGGAUUUUGUGGAUCCGGACGAUGAUUAA